AUUUUCUAGUACACACUGCUGAUUUGGCGCCAAAACAAUGGUGUACCUUUUAGUUUAAAGCAGUUUAAAGUAAUUGAAAUGUUCUCUGCGCACGUUCAAUUUUUCACUUUUGACACAAAAUAAAUUCUAUUAUUGAAUCACUAUUACUAUAAAGUGAAAUUGCAACACAGCAAUAUAUUGUGAGAUAACUAUUACACAUAUAGUAAUAUCUAAAAUUUACUAUGGAAUCAUUGAAGCCAAUAGCAUUUUAUGGAGAAGAAUCGAAGAAAUGGGAAUACAAACCAUAUUGGAAAACAUUAAAUGAUAAUAUAUCAUCUGAUACGGAGCCACAAACGAUGCCACAAUCUCUUACUGGGCCUACACAAUUUUGGUCAGAAUUUUGCAAACAAAUAGAUGCUUUAAUCUGUGCAAAGGAACACAGUACUGUAGCAGAUCUUCUGUGCACAUUUGUCUAUCAAAAUAGUGAUGGAUAUCGAAAAUUUGUAGUAGCGCAUCCAGAAGUUUACUGGUGGUAUUACAAGAAGAUGAAACCAGAAAGAAAAUGUUCAUAUGAGGUGAUUCCAGAAGGUCAUCCAUGUCGAGCAUAUUUUGACUUGGAAUUCAAUAUUGACUUGAACCCAACCAGCAAUGGUGAAAGAAUGACAGCAACAUUUAUUGAUAUUUUUUGUGCUUAUAUGCUGAAAUAUUGGGGGUUGCCUUGUGAUAAAACUAAUGUUCUUAAUCUAGAUUCCACGACUGAACAAAAAUUCAGCAGACAUUUAAUAUUUGCUAUAAAAGAUAUUGCUUUUAAAGAUAAUCUACAUUUGGGAAGGUUUAUUAAAAAGAUACAUCAUGAUAUCAUACAGUAUGUGCAAGUUGGAACGCCUCACGUCAUUCUCAAUUCUUUUGAGAAAUGUGAAAUAGAGAAACUAAUCAUUGAAACGCCUUCAGGAAAAAAAACCUUUAUCGAUAUAGGCGUAUAUACAAGAAAUCGACACUUUCGGAUUUAUCAGUCUUCUAAAUGGGGAAAACAAUCCUACCUAACUCUUUCCUCAGAUUGUGCUUACGUUCCAGACAAAGAGUCUAAAGAUAAAGAGCUCAAUAUUUUCUUAAAUUCCCUUAUAAGUUAUCUCCCCAAUACAAAGGAUCUAAUAUUACUGGAAUUUAACAAAGGCGAUAAUUCUCAAACGAGAAAGUUUACCAAAGAUCUUACUCAAAGGAUAAUAUCUGAUAAUCCCACUACUACCUCGAAAUAUCCUAUUCUGGAUAACUACAUUUUAAAAUUAAUAUAUCCUGGAAAAAUAAGAGCAUGCAAGUAUAUUAAGAAACCGAAGGCCAUAAUAUAUGAAAUUUAUGGAUUCAGAUACUGCAAUAAUAUAAAGAGGCAACAUAAAAGCAAUAAUAUUUAUUACGUUGUUGAUUUGGAAACGAUGGUACUUCUCCAAAAAUGUCAUGAUGAAGAUUGUGCAAUGUUUAGCUCUGAUCUUCAAUGGCUACCGCCAGAAAUAAGUUUCCAAAUAGAUGAAGAAAAUGACUCAUUCCUUUCUACUGUCACAGAAGAUGUUGCUGAAUUCGAAGAAGAAGCUAUUAAACCGAAUAACGAAAAUAAUAAUAAUGAAGUCAAAGAAUCACAGCCGGGUUUGUAGAUACAGUUGCACACAGAUCCAAAAUUAUUGGCAUAAAUGAAUUCCUAUCUAAAUAUCUUUAUUUGACUACACAAAAACUUCGUAUUUAUAUAUUUACACAGUACUAUUACUGUAAGUACUAUAUUUCUAGCUGACUCCUCUCAUUUUUUAAUUGUUUUGGCAUAAAAUUCGCAUAAUACAUUGUGAUUAUGUAGCGAACUUAUGUGAUGUUUAUAAUGCUUUAAUGUUUUAAUGUUUAAUAGUAAUCUAGACUCGCAAACUGUUUGUACAUUUAUAUGUCAUGAUUAACAUAUUGUUUUAAAUAAAUACAUUCGCGCCAAUGUGUAUUAAAA
Orussus abietinus is the source of this 1957-nucleotide messenger RNA. RefSeq names its product DNA-directed primase/polymerase protein. The record is from RefSeq and is a predicted model, not a curated record. Bases 222 to 1625 code for a protein of 467 amino acids. Gene Ontology annotation, molecular function: chromatin binding; DNA-directed DNA polymerase activity. Gene Ontology annotation, biological process: mitochondrial DNA replication; replication fork processing; error-prone translesion synthesis. Gene Ontology annotation, cellular component: mitochondrial matrix; nucleus. Lineage: Eukaryota; Metazoa; Arthropoda; Insecta; Hymenoptera; Orussidae. The transcript is spliced from 4 exons.